Messenger RNA from Eremothecium cymbalariae DBVPG#7215, 1104 nucleotides. RefSeq names its product RNA exonuclease (gene NGL1). Gene Ontology annotation, molecular function: poly(A)-specific ribonuclease activity. The transcript has a single exon. The record is from RefSeq and is a predicted model, not a curated record. Bases 1 to 1104 code for a protein of 367 amino acids. NCBI's taxonomy places the organism in Eukaryota, Fungi, Ascomycota, Saccharomycetes, Saccharomycetales, Saccharomycetaceae.
AUGAUACAUCGAAGAAUUGUUCCAAUAAGUAAAAAUAGUCAUCUUAAGCUUAUGAAUGGGACUAACAAUGUGAGUUCCAAUAAAACUUUGAGUGUUUUAACCUACAACAUGUUAUCUCCGUACUAUAUGUGGCCUCAGGUAUAUACAUACGUGCCCGAUAAGUUUAAGGACUGGAAUUAUCGCCAUAAACUAUUAGAAUAUGAGUUGUUUUACAAACAUAAGGCUGAUAUUUUAUGUUUACAGGAACUGACUACUGAGGAUUAUAACCAGUUUUGGAGAAAGCAAAUGAAAAGAAGACUCAGUUACGGAUCUAAUUUUAUUUCCAAACCGCCUCCUAAAUAUUGGACUGCAGGGUUGCAAGAAAUGGACGGUGUUGGCACAUUUUAUAAUACGGAAAAGCUUGAAUUCAUUUCAUCAACUGUAAUUUAUUUGAAUGAUUUCUUAUCCAUGUUUAGUAAGCGAGAGUUAGAUUGGAUGUCACGGAGACAGAUCACUCAGACAAACGGUGCCAAUGAUCCAGUCACAACUCGUAGUCUUCUGAGUAUUCUUCUUGAUAGAAACCAAGUAUGUCUAUUCGUAUGCCUCAGAGAGAAGGAUACUAAGAGUUUGAUAGUAGUUGUCAACACUCAUUUAUAUUGGAAAUACGACGAAGUGAAGCUGUCACAAUGCUUAACAAUCAUGCGAAAAUUGAAGCAAGUAAUCAACAAGCUAACUACAACGCUAGAAGGUGUGACAUAUUCCCAAAUUAAAAUUAUUUUAGGCGGUGACUUAAAUUCCACACGAGAUUCACUGCUAAUAAAAUUCUUAAAUGGCAACAUUAUAACUCAUGGGGAACUUAAUCUACAGAAUUCAAUGAGGCCCUUUUUAAGUCAUAACGUCUACGAUUCGGUACCUCAUGGCAUAUUUGACAACACUUGCUACUCAGGCAAACUAAAAGGUAUCUUUGAUUACAUAUGGUUUCAUGAAAGAGAUUUUAAGUUGAUCAGCGUGUUAAGCGGCAAAGAAGUAUCAGAAGAGCUCUCCUCCACGGGCCAAUUUGGCCUUCCUAACGAAAUACAUCCAAGCGAUCACAUACCAAUUUUUAUAGAAUUUGAAAUACUUUAA